Molecule: messenger RNA, 943 nt
Organism: Quercus robur (English oak)
Lineage: Eukaryota; Viridiplantae; Streptophyta; Magnoliopsida; Fagales; Fagaceae
Product: wall-associated receptor kinase-like 20
Exons: 1
Coding region: 34-648 (204 amino acids)
Molecular function (GO): polysaccharide binding
Source: RefSeq, a predicted model, not a curated record
CCUAUAGUCUUGACAGUGAAUACUUUAGUGAGGAUGGUUAUGAUGUUUCUUUUUCUCAUUUUAGGAACCCAUGUGUUAGAAGCAUACAAUACUUGCCCUACCUGUGGCAGCAUUGAUGUUCCAUACCCUCUUAGCACUGAUGACAACUGUGGAGACCCUAGGUAUAAAGUCUACUGCAACAAUGGCAUUCUUGAGUUCUUGUCAGCUGCAGGGUUUUCCUACAAGAUCCUUAGUAUUAAUCCAAGUGCUUAUAAGCUCAUUAUAAGCCCACCCCCAAUACAGAAAGGCACAUGUUAUUCUUCCGAUUUCAGUUCAGAAGGUUUAAAGCUUGAUGAGAACUUGCCCUUCAACAUAUCAACUCAUAACACUGUCAUGUUGUUUAAUUGUUCUGACCACAUUCUUUUCUCACCCUUGAAUUGUUCUUCAAUCAGCUUUUGUAGGCAGUUUGAGGACAAUGUGGAGGAGGGAAUUGGGUGUAAGAAUACCCUUUGCUGCCAUUACUUGAAAGAUUCUGCCAUGACUUCACAUAUGAUUAGGAUCCGGGCGGUAGGGUGCACUGCUUAUACUUCAAUGGUGAAUAUGAAGCCUGGAUCUUCCUUUGAUUCAUGGACCUAUGGUAUUGAGCUGCAAUGGGUGCCCCCCAAUUGAGUUUGGCUAUAAGGCCUUGAGAAGGUAUGCUGUGCAUCUGACAUAUAUAUCAUUUCUCUUACAUACAUGUGGGCUCUUCACAACAUGAAACUCACAUAUUAUGAGAGAAUAUGUAUACAUGAGAUGCAUGGAAAAAUUAUUGAUUCGGCCACAUACCUACUAAACAUAGUAAGAAUUGUGCCAAAAAAUAAGGCUGUUGGUAUUUCAAUUCUAUGCUUUUAUUGUCAUAGUAUUAGUGGACCAGUGUUUUCUAGUUAGAUUUUGUGGUUCAUGAUUGAUCACAAGUCACAUAAAA